GCUAUCACGUGACUUAAGGCGUCAAAAUGGCAGCCUCUUUCAAAUAAAUUUUGUUCAACAACAGUUACUCUCAAAACAAUUAUUAGUCUAUUAUACACGAUGCUACUCAUAUACAUUAGAAUGAAUAAUUUCAGACGGCAUAUGCUUUUUAUACCAUAUCAGUUCUUAGUAUUUUUCCCUUGUUUAAUAAACACGAAGAAUGGAUUCUAGUAGAUUUAAUUAACGUUAUUUAUUAUUAUAAUAAUUUAAAUAAUAAUAUUUAUUUAUAAUAAUUUUAUUAUUAUUAAAAAUAUUUCCAAAAAAUCCAGUCAAUUAUCGUCAGACUACUGUGGAAGCUGAGGGUUAUCUAUAAAUGGCCAUUUAAGUGUCACAAAGAAGACACUGUCAUACUGAUUGUGGAGUCCGGUGCAUGUCUCAGUAAUUAUCAUGUCAGAGUCUGAAUCCCAUUCGGAGGAAAGUGCAGAGAUUGUAUUUUCUAACUCAGAAGAUUCCGAUUCAGAAGAUACUCACCAUGAAACAGUAAACUUUAAGAAAAAAGGGAGACCACCAGUUAGUCCUGUUCAAAGUGAAAAAGAGGCGUCCUCAGAUGAAUCUCAGAAAGAAUGUAGCAGAAGUGGGAAGAGAGCAUUUCAACCAAAGGUUAAAAUAAAAACACUGACAAUAGACGGUCAGUUGGUCUAUUUCUGUAAAAUAUGUGAUAAAAUUUUCACCAGAAGAAAGGACAAACUAAAUCAUGAGCUGGCACACAGUGGAGAGUCCGUACUUACUUGCAACGAGUGCGGUAAAGAGUAUUUGCAUGAGUCGAGCCUAGCCUCGCAUAUGAGAACGCAUGACGGCGAUCCUCUUUUCAUGUGCGACCUGUGCCCGAAAAUGUUUGCCCAAAGCCACCAUUUAAAAAGUCACAUUCUCUCUCACUCAGAGCCGACCAGUUUUGUUUGCAAGACCUGCUAUAUGGAGUUUGCUACUGUCUCUGACUUGAACCAUCAUUGUAGGAUUCAGAUCAAGAUGGAGAUGCUGAAGCAUUUGUGCAAACUGUGCAAGGUCUACAUGUGUAGGAGUCACAGCCUCCCUUGCGAGAAAAGACUGCAUGCUUUUAUUUGCACGGCAUGCAAUGAAUUUUUCUACACAAACAAAAAAUUAAAGAUUCAUAUGAAAAAGUUUGCUCAUUUCUCUACUGAGCGACCCAAAUGUAUUGCGCCGUUACAAGAAUAUGAGUUAUAUCCCUUGAAGGUGUCAGAGAACCUUAGAAAAUUUACAACUCAGAAGGAAAUUGAGGCAAUGAAGAAAAUGGAAAAAAAUGAAUUGUGCAAACAGAAUCUGGUGGAAAUUUCUGAAGAUGAGAUGCCAUCCAAAAAAUUUAAGUUGUCUGCUAGAAAAAUAUUUUUAGAAGAAGAACACUCCAGCACAUCUAUGCAAGACUCGGUGUCAGAAGUUAAACUUGAACUUGAUUUGAAGUCACCCAAUAAACACAGGAAGGGUAAGCCAUAUUGCAAGAAAUGCAACAGAUCCUUCAAGGACACGAUGGAGCUAGAGCGUCACAAGGCUCAAGUUCACAAUGAAAAUGGCUCGGCACAAGCUGCACCGUUGUCCUGCAACACCGUGGACAAGCUGCACAAUUGCCCAGUGUGUGGGGAAAAUUUCUCUUGCUCUCUGCUGCUGACAAAACAUUUAAAGAGUCACUCUGAUGGCCUAAUACACAAGUGUACUCAGUGUGGGAAAGGUUUCAAGCAUAAGAUUCAGUUGUUACAACAUCUACGGCUCCACUUGUCACAAGAAAUGAAUAUGAAGGAAACAAAAUUGGCUUCCUGUCUUGAAACUUCAGCCGUAAAAGGAGGGGAAGGCACUUUUAAGUGUCACCUCUGCAACAGAAAUUUCCCUUUUCAUUUCCAGCUGUUGAACCACCUUCAAAUACAUAAUAAAUGUUCUAUCUGUCAUAAGACCUUUGCCACCAAACACUAUCUUCAGCGGCAUCUCCAGGUGCACAUCAGGCAGGGCUUGGACGUGGACAUAAGCAUGGUGGAAGGAGAGCCGAUGACUGAUCUCUCCAACCUUGACCUGGACAAGGCUUUUCCAGGAUGUGAAUAUUCUCAGAAUUCAACAGUUUCAUCUUGCGAUCCAGGAUUUGCUAUGAAUGAGAAAAGAAGCUUUGAUGCGGAGAGCCUUAUGAAUCCUGCUUUCAAAUUGGUUAGCUCUCAACAUAUAAAGAAUGAACCACAUCAAGAGUCCGACUCUGACUCAGAAAACAGUAGCUGCUCUUACAUGACUAGAGAUUCUGAGAGGAGCGACCCAUUUAGGUUCUCUUCAGAUGAGUCAAACUCAUUUAAGACCAUGAUGGCCAAAGAAAGGAGAAGAUUGAAGCGAAAAUGGCUUCGGCUGUCAAAACAAAUUCAGCCUCUGAAGAAACUGAAAGAGGAAGAAGAUAAGUGUCAUCCUGAAUUGUACGAUGAGAAUGGAGAAGAUGUCAUGGACAUGAAGGUCGAGUUGAACAGUGUCCAAUCGGAAGUUGACAACGUCAUGACAGUUUAUGUUGAUCUGACUCACAUGAAGAAGCUGCUGGUCAAAAUGAAUGAGAAUCUGCUCUGUGUUCCGCAGGAACAUGUCUUACCACAAACUGUCAUUAAAAGGGAACUUCCUGAUGAAGUAGAACUCCGUGAGCCUGACAUCCACAUCUCUAAACCAGAAGAGGUUUCUAUCCAUGCACAAGCAACUAUGUCAAAUGUCAAAGUUGACAUGAUAAAGAGUCCAACCUGGUGUUUGGUAAAUGAAGAGCAAAGAAACGAAACCAAAGUCUCAGAUCGGCAAGUUUUGAUUUCUCACAAACAGCACAUGCAAUAUUUGAGUCCACCUUCCUCCAACCCUACAGAACCCAGUGGUUCAAACCUAGAAAAGUUAAAAGUGGCUUUUGAAGGUUCGUCGAAAUAUUUGCCCAGCCCUGGAAUCCCAUCAUCAUCUUCAACCUUUGCAUACCAUUCACAAGAUCUAACUGGCACAAUUACCCAAGUAAAACUGAGUGCUUUUUCACCAUCUAAAAGUGAUACUAAAUGCAAUGUUUCUUCAAAUAUCAAUUCAAAUGAUAACACUAUAUCUUGUUUGGAUUCAUAUCAUCUAGAUAUUGAUAGACCCUUAGUUAUUGAUAUUCCAUCAGAUGAGACUAGCCCUAGAAUUAAACCUCCUGCCAGUGUUGUCACACCUAGUAGCCACUCAGAUUCUUAUGGAUUAACAGCGUUAGACCAAAGAUUUGAUUCACAACAACGCACUGAGGAGCAAAGAGCUUUUAUGAAUUCGUCUGUUCCAGGGACUAAAACUACAAGCUCAAACCUACAUAAUGCAAAUACAUUCAAAGAUAAAUCUUCAGUAAGCAGUCAAAACACAUACCGAAACUCGGGUAAUGCUGUAAGUUCAUUUGUGCCUCUUAAGUCUGAGUCCACGAAAGUGACAGGACAGCUUCACACACACGCUAGCUUAUCUGUGAGACAAGUUGAAAGUAAGCCGAAAGCUUUUUCUAUACAGAAUACUCAGAGUUCUUCUAGUAGUAUACGCAACAGCCUGGGCAACAGUAUUUAUACUUCAGCGCACAAAACUCAGAGCACCUACACCACAGCCAACAACAUUCAAAGCACCUUUACUAAAUCUCUCACCCAAGGUACUUAUAUUACAACUCACAGCAGCCAGAGUCAGGGCAACUAUGCUACAGCCCAGAACCAAGUUACUUGUGCUUCAACACAGAGCAGUCAGUGCCAGAGUACAGAUACAGCACCCUACAACAGACAGGGUCAGGGGACUUUCUCUCUCAAUGUGUCUUCCAUAUUUGAUACCAAUAACCCAAUCCUACGAGAUAUGAACAUGAUGGAUUUGGUCAGUCCCAAUCAAAACAGUUCUUCAGCUGCUGGGCAUUCUUCCAACUUGAUAGGCUCGGCCUCCAACGUUCAUAACUCUGCAUUCAGCGUGAUACAGCAAAACUCAAUCCAUCCUUUGGAUUAUCAGAACAUUGCUUUAUACCCUCAAAAUGUUUCGGUGGCUGCUACAGGGCCUAGUGUAGGAAUGAACCUGGGCAUGAUGGGAAACCAGUUUUCUGAUGUAUAUCACCAAAAUGUAGGCAUUGCUAACAUAGCAAGUAGCCAGUCGAAUAGUUUAGUAACUGGAAAUAAUUUUGCUCUUCCAUUACGAGACUCUCUUCCAAGAGAAAGUCUUCUUGGGAGUAACCUGAGCAUAGUGCCUUCUCUCCACAUUAAUGGGCCGCUGUCCUUGAGCUCUGUACCUCACAUGUCCUACGACCCUAAUUUAUUAGGUGUAGGGUCAAUGGGAUCAUUAGAUCCCACUGGGUUUUUGAGUUUAGGCGGCCCCCUUGUAAGCCUCCCUAAUGGUCUGCCCAUGAAUAUUUCAUCCAACCCUGUCUUUGUAAACAGCUUUGGUGGCCCCAGCAUUGGGUGCAGCCCGUUCCCUGGUGUGCAAGACCUGAUGGCCAACUCGUCAUCCUCUCUGGGUAUUAAUUUACUCAAUUCUUCUGUCCUCGUUCCCAAUGUGAAUGGGUUUUUGCCAGGCCAUUCUUUCCCCAUGCUAAAUAAUUUCAACCCGGGGUAUUUUACCCAAUUUCCUUAACGUUAGACUGCCUAUCAUAGUAAAGACUCUCCAAAAUAAUCAUUAAGUUUAGCAAUCUUUGGUUUAUAUACCCUUUCAAAAUAUUUCUAGUAUUCAAGCUGUUACUUUGUACAGUCUUGGAUUAAAACUGUCUGCCUUUAGGAUAGUUAUUGUUUAGUCUGUUACUGACUGUGCUGUGUACCACAAGAACAAACCUAUGCCCUGUGUGUGCUUAUCAUGAACCAAUGCCACAUGUGUUUGACUUAAACCUAUGCCAUGUGUGUGCUUAUCAUGAACCAAUGCCACAUUUUAAACCUAUGCCCUGUGUGUGCUUAUCAUGAACCAAUGCCACAUGUGUUUGACUUAAACCUAUGCCAUGUGUGUGCUUAUCAUGAACCAAUGCCACAUUUUAAACCUAUGCCAUGUGUGUGCUUAUCAUGAACCAAUGCCACAUGUGUUUUUUGUCUUGAGUGUUAUUUUUUUUCUUCAUAAAACCUUUUGUAAAAAUCAGAAAUAUAUAUAUAUUUUUAUAAUUUUUUGUAAACAUUUACUAAAACACCACUUUACUAAUUGGCAUUUAAGUCACAAAUAAAAUGUAUUUGACAAAUAUGCAAGAAGACUAACAAUUUGAGUUCAAGAAGCAAACUGUUCAGUUUUGGGAAGUGCAACAAGAAUGCAUGUAUCAUCCUUCAUUUCCAUUUGUAAUCUUAUUAGCUUUAAAUUUUGUUUUUCUUUUCCUCUUUGAUAAUUCUUUUCAGUAGGCUUUAUUAACCAGAAAAUCUUAAUCAACCAGCGGUGGGCAAUGGUUAUUCCUGCCCUGGGGCUGCGUAGCCACUGGAAAUACUGCAUCCCUCCUUAAUCUUAGGACUCAGACAUAUAUAUAUGGUCUAUUCUAUUAACCCGAGAGGAAAGCAGCACAUGAUAUCAAAGUAAACUCUUGGUUGCCAAGAGUUUCAUUAAAAGUCACAUUCUGUACAAAUAUUAUUUUUUUUUUUACAUCAAAUAUAGUUCACUGAUAGUUGUAGUAUGUUUUAAAUAAAAAGUUAGAAACCUAAACCUAGACUCUCGGUCAUGACCCUUCUCCCAUCUUAUUUUUUUUCUCAUAACCACAAUAACAAGUGGGGGGGCGCGGUGGUGGCAUGGUUAAGCGCUUGGCUUUCGAACCUGAGGUCCUGGGUUCGAAUCUCAGUGAAGACUGGGAUUUUGAAUUUCGGGAUUUAUAGGGCGCCCCUGAGUCCACCCAACUCUAAUGGGUACCUGACUUUAGUUGGGGAAAGUAAAGGCGAUUGGUCGGUGUCCUGGCCACAUAACACCCUGCUCGUUAACCAUUGGCCAAAGAAACAGAUGACCUUAAAAUCAUCCGCCCCAUAGAUCGCAAGGUCUGAAGGGGACACUUUACUUUACAAUCACAAGAUGCGAGUGUUUUCAUUUGUUGAAUACAGCUUGAACUGAAGCACAACAUGAAUCUAAAAUGGCAUUCUACCAUGGCACUUAAAGUUAUAUAUUUUUUUUGUCUGUUGACUUUAUUACUUAUUUAUUUUUUGUUUAUUGUCUAAUUUUUAAACCAAUUCUUGUUUUUUUGUAUUGUAGAGAUGCUCAUUUUGUUUACUUGGAUUGUCAAACUGAAUUGCCACAAUUCAUAUCAGUUUUCAACUUUUAUUGUAAUGAGAAAUCCACCAAAUAAUGAUAUUCAUUCACGACUUUUUUUUUUUUUGCUUUCUGAGCUACAAUGAGCAGCAACAAAGUUCUCCUACUCUGAAAGCAUCUUUCUAAAGCUUUCUAUAAAGUUUAAUUCAUUGUCUGUUUCCUUUUCUUUAUUUAUCUUAGGCUGCACACAUUUUCUUGAACACUUCAUCUUCUAAGAAGUUUUUAACUAAAUGAUCUGUUCACCAUAGAGUUCCCCCCCCCCCCUUUUCUUUUUGUAUUGAUGAAGUUGAAGUUUUUUGUGUUUUGGGGGAGGUCUCAACCCUUGUAGGCGUAUUAUAUUUUAGUUUAUAAAAGUUGAAAUAACUUCUUGUGAACAAAAUGAAAUAUAACUUUUUAUUACAAUAUAUAAACAAAUUCAACUUGAGAGGAUAUGAAAUACACUUAUAUUUUAAACAAACGUAGCUCACAAUUUAAACACUCUAGCAUCCUGGACUUGUCUCUCCUUUUACAUUUGGCAAAUUUCUGUUUCAUUAUUCUCACUGCAUAGCCUCCAACCAAUCGCUAACUUCUUCUCACCGUCACCUUGGAGACAUACACACACUCCAUAACAGGCGUUAUUUAUUUUUUUCCCCCUAUUUUUUGGUGUAUGCAAAUGUCAGAAUUAACGUAGAAUUGUUUUCAUAAAAAGUUUAACAAUGCUUAAAACUAUGACUGUUUAACCUUUUUUUUAAAAUUUGUUCUCUUGAAAUUUGAACAUUAAAUAAAUGUUGAUAGGAUUUGAUCGCCCUAUAGAUAGCAAGUAAUGGAAUAGAUUUUAAUAAUUCCUCAUCUGUCUGCUUGUAAAAAAAAAAUAAUUUGUAAAAUGUUUUACAUGUUUCGGAUGUUCCUUCAGAGUUGAAGAUAGUUGACUUCUAGUCCAAACCUCCUGCAGGACGAUGGGGGGAGUGGGCAGGGUUUAAACCAGGGGCCAUCAAUAAAUCCAAAGGACAGUCCAUCACGCAAACUGCUAGACCAUUACUAGACACAGGUCCCCAAAUGGCCAGAGACCUCAGAUUUCAGUAAUUCCCCAUCUGUCAGCAUUACUAGACCCAUGGUCUGCAAGUAGCAAGAGACAUUCACAUUUUUUACCUUAAUAUGGAAUUGAAUAUGGUGCUUGCAACACUAGCUAGCUCUAAUUUUUCAAACCAAUCAACUCCAGUACUAAUAAUAAUUAAUGUUGUUUUGAAGUUUUCAUUUCAGUUUAUUUUUUCUUAGACAACUGUACAAGUCCUAUGUUUACAUUUGUUUCUCCUCAAUGUUUUCUGUACAUAGUUUCUACAAUAAUUUUCUUUACAUAUGUACCACUGUAUAUAUAUUUACAAAGUAUUACAUUGUUGACUGCUAUGUCAACAAGGGUUCGGGUCCUGUUUAUUCACCACAAUAUGUAAUGUAGUUCUCUGACAUGCUUCUGUAAUUUUUGUCCAACCGCCUGCAAAACUUGACUAGUCCAUGUUGACUUUUAUGUUACAAGGGUGUUACUAACAUACAAUGUACAAAUGAAUAAUUAUUUUUUUUAAUGUCAUUUUCUGGAUUAGAUAAAUUUUUUUAGAUUGUUUUGGAAUUAUGAUUAUGUAUCUGGCCUAGAUCCGUUUUUUUUUUUUUUUGUGAGCUUGUUUCAAA
Molecule: messenger RNA, 7884 nt
Organism: Biomphalaria glabrata
Lineage: Eukaryota; Metazoa; Mollusca; Gastropoda; Planorbidae
Exons: 5
Coding region: 427-4599 (1390 amino acids)
Biological process (GO): regulation of transcription by RNA polymerase II
Molecular function (GO): DNA-binding transcription factor activity; RNA polymerase II cis-regulatory region sequence-specific DNA binding
Source: RefSeq, a predicted model, not a curated record